This is a messenger RNA of Etheostoma spectabile (orangethroat darter), 3099 nucleotides long. It is a transcript of the gene phyhip, whose product is annotated as phytanoyl-CoA 2-hydroxylase interacting protein. Gene Ontology annotation, molecular function: protein binding. The record is from RefSeq and is a predicted model, not a curated record. NCBI's taxonomy places the organism in Eukaryota, Metazoa, Chordata, Actinopteri, Perciformes, Percidae. Gene Ontology annotation, cellular component: cytoplasm.
CGAGAGAGCAGGAGAGAAACAGACUGUAGAGCGAGCCUGUGUUUGGUUCUCCUCCUGAUCGGCGUUCCUGGGAGAUCUGUCACCGGCUGCAGCAGCGGAGGCAGGAAAAGAGGAGAAAGAGUCUUCUCCCAUCCGGUCUGAGAUCUUCUCUCCAACCACACAUCCGGUCUGAGAUCUUCUCUCCAACCACACAUCUGGUCUGAGAUCUUCUCUCCAACCACACAUCCGGUCUGAGAUCUUCUCUCCAACCACACAUCUGGGCUGAGAUCUUCUCUCCAACCACACAUCCGAGCCUCAGACAGAUGACGGAAAUGGACGCCCCCCCCCUCGCCACCCCGUGCAACAUCCAGAUCUGUGAGGUGACCUGCGACUCCUUCCGCAUCCUGUGGGACAUGAGCCCCGAGGACAGCGCCAGGACCACGCACUUCUUCAUCGACCUGAGCCGCAAGGAGAGCAGGGACCCCAACCGCUUCAAACACAGGACUACGCCAUGGAGCACCUGCAGCAGCUGCUCAACAAGGCCGAGGGCUCAGCAGGGAGGCUGCUCAAGUUCUCGGUGUUUUAUCGCAACCAGCACCCAGACUACUUCGACUACGUCAGACGGGAGUGCGGAGGCCUGAUGCGCCCGGCCCUGAAGGACAUCAGCGGGAGUCACGGCUCGCCGAUCAACGGCAAACUGCAGGGCGUCUUCUUCAGCUGCAACACCGAGUUUGACACCGGCCUGCCCCCCCAGGACUCCCCGUACGGUCCGCUGCGUUUCCAGAUCCCCGCCGGACACCUGCUGAACCCCAACGUCUCGCUGUACUUCGCAGACUUCUACUGCAUGUACACCGCGUACCACUACGUGGUGCUGGUGCUGGCCCCCGUCGGAUCGGAGGGGGACGACUUUUGCCGCACCCGGCUGCCGAUGCUGGACCUGGCGUCCAACCCCUUCCUGACGUACGCGGAGGGGGCGGCGGAGCCUCGGUUCUGCCACGCCAGCGACGUCAUCCUGGAGGUGCUGUUCACGGAGCCGGUUCCUCUGGACCGGGGCGGCGUGGAGCCGAUCCGCGGCCACCACCAGCUCAUGAGUCUGACCACAGCCGACGCCAAGAAAGACCCGAGCUGCAAAGUGUGCAACAUCAGCGUGGGACGCUGAGCGGGACGUGGGACGGACAGGACAAAUACUGAAAGACAUGGCAUUGGAGAGCAUUGCGUGUAAGGGGGGGGGGGGGUUCUGGGGCUCCAGACCUACAUGUUUUCUUCUUUUUUUGUGUUUAAAAAAAAAAAAAACUUUGUGUUGUUUCCCCCUGAAAGACAGGGACAGUUGAGAACAUCGAGUGUGGGACAGGAGCGAGAGGGUGGCUUUGAAUCUUUUGGGUUUUUUAAAUUACUUCAACUCUGUGUCGUUUCCCCUCCGAAUCAACGCAGCAAAAGUUCUGUCCCUGAGCAAAUGUAUCGCCGUUCAUUGUGUAAACUCAAACCCUAAUUUGCUUUCUUUGUUUUGGCCCGCCAUGGAUUUUCCUCUUAUUUUUACCCUUGUUUGGUAUUCGGGUCAAAUCGACCCAUUUCAAGUUUUUACAAGAAGAAAAAUGGUCCAAGUUACAUUUUUUUCUACCUGAAAAUCAGCGUCCUUUCCUUAUUUCCUGUGAUAAACAUGUCUUCCUGACUCAGAACAUUAUUCUGGAUAUGACACUUAUGUUGUUUCCAUAGUGGAUUUUUAACAUGAAUUAUGACCUUAUGACAAACAACAAACCCCACUUCCAUGUUUAAUAGUGUGCUAGUAGAGACUGAUGCAUUCCCUGAACAUAGAUGUUAUCUCAGCUGUUGGAAAUUGAGAUGAAGACAAUAUUUGUUAAAAGAUUAUGAAGGAACAUUUUAUUUCAGAAUUGUGAGACAAAUGAGCAUGCCGUGGAAACAGCCCACCUCUCGGUGUAUGCAUGCCCCCCCCCCCCGACUAGAAUAGUGAGUAUUAAAUAGAUGGCUAACAAUGCUUAUUGCAGAACUGCAUCAUGGGUACAGCUGGAAACCCUAUACACCCGUGACGGCUGAAAAAAGCAAAACUAAAGACAUGAUAGGAAGCUUUAGAAGGCUCCUUAUGUGUCCAAAGUCACCUGUGCUUCAUUUUCUGUAUAUCUUUUUCUUCUUUUACAUUUACAUGUCUAUCCUUAAAGGGUAACUACCGUUUUUGUUUUUCAACCUGGACCCUAUGUUCCCAUGUUUUUGUGAGUGAUGGGAACCACGAUCUUUGACAGCAGUCCAUUAUUAAGCGAGAUCGCUGCAGUUGGCAGCAGAAAAACAAGCUUCAAUUUAAGUUAACAGGGCAAAUGUCCAACUUGUUUUUACCUUCACAAAAGUCCUCCUUUUGCCGCUGACAGACUCAGGUUAAUAUUCUAAGUGUCUGACAACAUUAUGGAAAGAAUUUCUACAUGUAUAGACCUUUAAAACCUCUUUGAGACCUUUCUGUUUAACCAGAAACUGCUCUGAAGUCGCUAGCGCUAAACCCACCAGACUCCAUUUAAAAAGCAAUACUUUCAGCGUGUAUGGAGCCAACAUAUUUCCACAUGUAAAUCGGUAAACUAUGUGUUUAUUUCAACAAAAACUAGAGUUGGGAUGGUUGGAAAAGUGGACAAAGGACCCAAAAUGGCUUUUCAAAGUUUUAUUUUGUUUCGAUUGACUCUGAAUGAAGUGUAUGUUACGAUGCUAAAAUUACUGUUUAUUUACAUGGAGUCUGGUGGGUUCAGUGAACGCAAUUUUGCGGUUGUUUUUAUGUUAAAAAAAAAGGCUGUUACUCUUUAACAAAAAGGUCGAUCUACUUAGAAAUUAUUUCCAUAAUGUUGUCAGACACUAUGAAUAUUAAUCUGAGUCUGUCAGAGGCAAAAAGACAGCGGCUCAUCAGUCACUUAGACACAAAAACAGAAGAAAACGGGGUCCAGGUUGAAAAAGAAAGCGGUAGUUACCUUUUAAGAUGUUUAAUUUUAUGUUUAUGUUGUACAAGUUUGAUGUGAUUUCUCAAAGAAAUGAGUUUUGAUCCAAGCUGAAUGUGCAAACGCUAGAAGCAUGCCCCUUUAAAAACAUCAGAUUUGCUUUUUCUAUAAAAAUCUCUCUAUAUUAAGUCAC